This is a messenger RNA of Linderina pennispora, 536 nucleotides long. RefSeq lists its product as uncharacterized. NCBI's taxonomy places the organism in Eukaryota, Fungi, Kickxellomycota, Kickxellomycetes, Kickxellales, Kickxellaceae. The transcript has a single exon. Bases 91 to 450 code for a protein of 119 amino acids. The record is from RefSeq and is a predicted model, not a curated record.
AACGGUACACGAUAUCCCCAUCCCAGAGAUGCACAAUACAACCGCACCUUCGUUUCUUCCCUACCUUGACUUUUAGACUACUUGCAAAAUAUGAAGAUUUCCUUUGCUCUCCUUGCCCUGGCCACCACCGCUGUGUUUGCCGCGCCCACGCCCGACACUUACGAUAAGCGCGCAGUCGUCAACUUUGCUGCUCUGCAGCAGGCCGCCAAGAGCUACAGCUCACAGGCCAUACAGAUUCGCAACGCCAUCGACCAACUGCAGAAAACCAAAAACCAAAUUUCAGGCAGCCUGUCGGGCAAGACAAAGUCGGACCUGAACGCCGCUCAUUACAAGGCGAUUGGGAACCUGGAUGCCGCAGCAAAAGCGGUGUCAAGCAUGGCUGGACAGAUUAACAAGCUUAUUGCCUCGUACCAAGGCGCCGAAGGCAGGAACCCGGACUUUUUCAACUAGAAUGUCUUCUCCGUAGACUCUUUUCAAAAGUAUAUGAACGCGCUUUCAGAUAAUGCUAAUUGCUUUUAUGCCAACCAAGAGCACGC